AUGUUUUUGAAGGCGAGCAGAGGGAAAAAAAUCCCCCCAGUGAGGGUCUAUGGGCCUGAUUGUGUAGCUCUGAUGGAGCCCCCUUUGAGCAAGAGGAACCCGCCAACGCUGAGAUUAGCGGAUUUGGCAACGGCUCAGGCCCAGCCGCUCCAGAACAUGACAGGCUUCUCGAUGCUGGCUUGCCCGCCCGCCCAUUCCCAACUCCGCGCCGUCGCCGCGCAUCUCCUCCACUCGCGGGACCCGGGCGCUGACCCCGGCGUGGCCGUCCCUGUGCUCGGACCCAAGCACAUGGCCCAGGCCAGCGCGCCGGGCCACAGCCCUCCCGCCCGGGCGGCGGCCGCUGCAGCCGCGGCGGCCGAGCUGUAUGGCCGCGCCGAACCGCCCUUCGCCCCGCGCUCGGGGGACGCUCACUACGGGGCAGUGGCGGCCGCGGCUGCCGCCGCCCUGCACGGCUACGGAGCCGUGAACUUAAACCUGAACCUGGCUGCGGCCGCGGCCUCGGGGCCCGGGCCCCACCUGCAGCAGCACCACGCACCGCCCCCGGCUCCGCCACCGGCGCCCGCGCAACCCCCGCACCACCCCCACCUCCCAGGGGCGGCCGGGGCCUUCCUGCGCUACAUGCGGCAGCCAAUCAAGCAGGAGCUCAUCUGCAAGUGGAUCGACCCCGACGAGCUGGCCGGGCCACCGCCGCCACCGUCCCCGGCCCCCGCCGGCUGCGCCAAGCCCUGCUCCAAAACUUUCGGCACCAUGCACGAGCUGGUGAACCACGUCACGGUGGAGCACGUGGGCGGCCCGGAGCAGAGCAGCCACGUCUGCUUCUGGGAGGACUGUCCGCGCGAGGGCAAGCCCUUCAAGGCCAAGUACAAGCUCAUCAACCACAUCCGCGUGCACACCGGCGAGAAGCCCUUCCCCUGCCCCUUCCCGGGCUGCGGCAAGGUCUUCGCGCGCUCGGAGAACCUCAAGAUCCACAAGCGCACUCAUACAGGGGAAAAGCCUUUCAAAUGUGAAUUUGAUGGCUGUGAUAGGAAGUUUGCCAAUAGCAGUGAUCGAAAGAAGCAUUCCCAUGUCCACACCAGUGACAAGCCCUACUACUGCAAGAUCAGAGGCUGUGACAAAUCUUACACUCACCCGAGCUCUCUGAGGAAGCACAUGAAGAUUCACUGCAAGUCCCCCCCACCUUCUCCAGGAGCUCUUGGUUACUCAGCCAUGGGGACUCCGGUGGGUGCCCCCUUGUCCCCGGUGCUGGACCCAGCCAGGAGUCGUUCCAGCACUCUGUCCCCUCAGGUGACCAACCUCAAUGAGUGGUACGUUUGCCAGGCCGGUGGGGCCCCCAGCCACCUCCACACACCUUCCAGCAACGGAACCACCUCUGAGUCUGAAGAUGAGGAAAUGUAUGGGAACGCUGAAGUUGUGCGGACGAUACACUAGAAUGUAUUAUUAUUAAUAGAUGAAAUAAUAUGUGGGAGUCCUUGGACCCUCUCCUAACCUGAGACAAUGCCGAGCCUGAGACAAACACAUGACUCAGACUUGCCACUGGUCUAAUUAGCCCUAUUUAUUCAAUA
Molecule: messenger RNA, 1562 nt
Organism: Chinchilla lanigera (long-tailed chinchilla)
Lineage: Eukaryota; Metazoa; Chordata; Mammalia; Rodentia; Chinchillidae
Gene: Zic5
Product: Zic family member 5
Exons: 3
Coding region: 1-1428 (475 amino acids)
Biological process (GO): central nervous system development; regulation of transcription by RNA polymerase II
Cellular component (GO): nucleus
Molecular function (GO): RNA polymerase II cis-regulatory region sequence-specific DNA binding; DNA-binding transcription factor activity, RNA polymerase II-specific
Source: RefSeq, a predicted model, not a curated record